Messenger RNA from Sycon ciliatum, 4679 nucleotides. RefSeq lists its product as uncharacterized. The transcript is spliced from 15 exons. The coding region runs from base 176 to 3238 and encodes 1020 amino acids. The record is from RefSeq and is a predicted model, not a curated record. Gene Ontology annotation, biological process: calcium ion import across plasma membrane. Gene Ontology annotation, molecular function: calcium channel activity; protein binding. Lineage: Eukaryota; Metazoa; Porifera; Calcarea; Leucosolenida; Sycettidae. Gene Ontology annotation, cellular component: plasma membrane.
GACAGUCUGUGUCCGUGUGUGUGCACAGUCUCGUGCCAUUGUGGUUCAUGUUCGGCGUUGUGGGAAGGCAAUUGAUCUCGGCCUGCCUUGUUUUAUUGAUACACGUGAGGGACGUUUCGCUCCUCAUCAUCGCAUCAACAUAUCGACGUUACUACUAACUGAGAUCUUUCCAGGCAUGGACGAUCCAGAGCGUGGUAUUCUCUCGGAGCACCGUCACAGCCCUAGCGAGUCUGCGGAGUUUAGCGGUCACCUGGCAACCCAAACUCGCCAGAACGCUGAUGAUCCCGAAGCGGACUCAGCGCCCGGCGUGCAUAUUCAUGACGGCGGUGCUGGAAGGUUCUCUUUCUUUUCUAACGGAAGAAAGGCUGCCAAGAAGGAGCAGACUAGAGAAGUGACUUCACAUUACUCUGUUCCUUCAGCUGAGGAGAAUGGCAUGGAAAGGAAAAGUGCCAGCGGCUCGUCAGGACUCCGGGCCUUCUUUCACAAGAAGCGGCCGAAAACGAGUGCUACUUCCACUGAGGAUGCGCGUGACGAGAGGAGCAACUCUUGCAUACCUGGCGUUUCUUCGGAGUCCCGAGCAACUAGCAAUGAUCGCACAAGCUGGAUCGAGCAAGAGAGUACUUCUGAAGGGAUGGACAAGGGACCCGGACCGUCCCACAGUACUCUCUCCUCACUGGCAUGCAGUGAUGCCUUGAUGAGAGAGCAAUCUGACUGUGUGCAAGAAUGUAACGACACGCUGCAGUCGUCAAGCCAGUUCGAAGGGCUCUCCAUCUCGGAGACUCCAACGGUCGAUCAGCCAUCUCCACAGAGCACACAAAUGGACAAUGCAGAUGCCAACAAUGCGGCCAGCCGACAUCGGGAAGAACAAUUGCCGAACGCCAAGCAGCGUGGUUCACCGAAGAAGCCGAAAAAAGCGGGCCGACUCGGUGUCAGCGUGCAAGGAAACAAGAUUUACAUAGACGACGAUCCGAUGCUGGCCAAACGUAAAUCGCAGUCCUUGACAGCGUUUCGUAACUUCCUGACGUUAGGAAGUGCUUCGCGGAGGAGUAGCAAAGCCAACGAAAGUAUUGCAGAUCGGAAACGUCAUAUAUCUACCGCAGCACGCCACCAGAAGGCUGACGAUGGGUAUUUCGAAGGACCUAUGGAUAGCAAACUUGAAACGAUGGUGAAAGAGAAAAUGAACAUAGAGGGUUUGAACUUGGAAAAGGCAACAGUCGCAGCAAGAGUGGAGCGGAUGGUACAGGACCAUAGUGGCAGUGAAGAUGCAGCCAUGUUCUUUAUCGUUGACAAGUGCCCUACGGAGGUCGAGACGAGAACACUUCUUUCGCAUCUGAUCACCUAUGGUGCCGACGUCAAUUCGGUGGACGCCAAUGGCCGCAGCACCAUCCACGCCGCCGUUCAGCGUGAUUUUCAGCUGGUCGCCAAAGUUCUACUGGAGAACGAGAGCUCUGCUGAGAAGACGGACGCGCAUGGCCGGCUGGCGGUGGAGUAUGCUGUGGAGAACAGGCGCGACGAAAUGGCCUCUCUACUAAUUCUUCACAUGGACCAUGCAAGAGUUCGCUCUCUCUUUGAGUCCAGCGAGGAUCCUGACGACGGUUGGAAGAAACCUCUGUUCAAUUUUCACACUAUACUCUCAGAUUCCAGCAAGAUGCCGAAAACCGCACAGGCCAUUCUCGACAGCUUUGUGGAUACUACUCCCGUUCCAGACGAAUACGAGUUCCACUUCACUGUUCUGGAGAGCGACAGCACCGGACUUUCGCCGGGUCAGAGCAAGUUUCGCCUGCCCUGUAAAACGAACUUCCAUCGCCUAUUGGAUAUACCGGACCUACGUGACCACAGUGUAGUACGGACACUGAUCUUCCAUAAGUGGAACGCCUUCGGAGAGCGAUCAACGCUCAAAAACAUUCUCUACUACUUCAUGUUCAUCCUUCUAACCAGCUUUGCCUUCAUCUCAGCAGGAAGGCAGAGAGCAGAUGGCUUCAAGGUGUACCUGGAUGCUAAUAACGCAACGGUCAUCGAGCACGGUGAUCCAAGGCAGUAUCCAGAUGCUGAGUCCUAUGUGCGAGCGAUUUGUGAAGUUCUCUUGCUGCUCGGCACCAUGUUCAACCUGUACUCGGAGAUAAAAGAAAUGUCGUCAUCUGGCUGCCUGGACUACUGGUCGGACAAAUACAACUACGUUCAACUCACGACUGUCUCUCUCUUCAUCGUACUGGUACCUUUGCGCUUCACAAAUGUCGACGAGCAGUGGUAUAUUGCCGCUGUUACGUACAUAGUGGUAUGCUUGCGUACACUGCAGGUCAUUUCCGUCACAAAGGUGGUAGGCAUAUACUUGCAGAUCCUGAUUGAGAUCGUCAAGAAGGACAUGUCAAAGUUUGCCAUCAUCUUCACAAUCUUCUGGAUCAUGUUCAGUGGCAGCACAUACCUAGUUUUGGUUGGAACACCGUACGAUGAGGGAACAGUGACCGGGACACAGCUGGACAAGAGCCAGGAAACGAACACGUAUGGGAAUAUCCUGCUUACCGGAUUACGGAUACUCGCCCAAGACGAAUCUGUUGUCGACAACUUCCAAGAUAGUUUUCACUGGCUUGCUGUGGUCAUCAUGAUGUUUUUCCUGUUCACGUUGCUGAUUGUACUGCUCAACAUUCUCAUUGCUCAGCUGAGUGACACAUACCAAGAGGUCAAGAGUAAUGCUCAGCGUACAUUGGAGCACAACUGGUCCAGUGCCCUGCGCACCCUGGAACUCUCGGAAACAUUGAAGGAUUUGCGGUACAAGUCCUUCACCGAUUCAGUCACUCUGGACCAUCCUGAGAGCUUUCUGAUUAGUUGGAACAAGCCACAAGACAUGACGGAGCGCAUUGCUGAGGGCCGACGACAGCGCUACAUUGAGCAGCAGCUUGCAAAGCAGGAGCAGCAACUGGUGGCCAUCCGCACUCAGCUACGCAGGUCACUGGCAAUGCUGCAGGACGAGGCAGCGGCGCAGGCUCAGAUUAGCGACACCAUGCAGGACAUGGUGCGUCAGCAGCUGCCCACCGUGCUGGAGGAGAUCGUGCACAAGAACACAGGCGACGUUAUUCGCACCAUGAGCAGCAGCGCCGCGCGCAAUGCGCAGGAGAUCGAGGAGAACGUGCAUCAGCGCGUCGUCGGAGAAGUGAUGCACAUGCUGGAGCGGGCCAGUGAUGACGUCGUGAGCCGAGUGAGCCGCAUGGUCCCGACGUACGACGUCGAGCCACCAGUCUAGAACGGUGAAAGCGCAGUGUACCAUGGUGUCCGGCUGCAGGGUGAUUUCACUUCAGAGAGAGAGACAUCUGCAAGCACUAUUAUAGCCUGGCGUUGGACUGCUGAGCAACCUGCAUGGUUGGUGCUGAUGUGCUUGUGAGCAGCUGAGUUAGUACAUGAUUGUACAGUGUACUCGUAGCCUUGACUUUCUGGUCCACGCUGAACAGCACAACAUCGUUGUUGGCCUGUAAACCCCUCUCUCAGCCAGCAUGCCAUUGUUUCAAUUUGCGUAGUAAGCACCAUGGAGAGGAAGAUGAGAGACUCAGCUUACUGCAUCUAUACCCCCCCCCCCCCCACACACACACACAUCCGUCACUUGGAUUUUCACAGGGUGGAAGUGAUAUGUGUAGGAUGCAGACUGGUGCAUGUCAUUCAUGGUCAGUAUAUGCAUGCUAAACCUAGGUGGAAUUCUUUAGGGGGGUGCAUGUGCCUCCCGUGCCCCAUGCGCUACGCGGCAUGCAUUGGAUGGCGGCGUAAAAUGCCACACACCAACACGAGACACAUUGAUGUACUCAAAUACGUUCACCUCCACUGCGAUCUCCACUAUCCGUGACCCGCACCACUACCACCACAGGUGGUUGCAGAAGCCGUCGAAACUCUAUUCCACCGCCAACCAUUAGGAUGCUGGGUUGUUCAAGUUGUUUGCCAAGCUCACCCCACGGAGGGCCGCAAGUUUGUCUUACACUCAACCGAAGCUGAAGCCGUUUCGUCGAUCCACGAGCCGAUCAUCAUCAGUGAAGUUGUGCCUAUAGUCUAGAAUCAUUGCACUGACAUGCGAACACUUGUCCUCGCGGAGUCAGCAGCCUUUAUGUGGCGUGAAUGCAUUCUUGAACUUACAAUUGUAGCGAGUAAUCGUUUCAUAAUUCUAUCUAAGGUGUAGGUAUUUCAGGAAAAAUUGCUGCGAAGUUGAGCAAACAUUUCAUGUGUUCUACUUACUUGAAACAGAAGCUUGUCUUCUGCUCCUUUUGCAAACUGCACAUAGAUUUCAGGCAACUCUAACCCACUUCUUUUGACAUUCUCCCACGGUGUUGGCUACACUGAGGCUUUCUUUCUUCCAUACAUGAUGAUCAGCAGCUCCUGACCAUGUGGAUAGCUAUAAGGUUACUUGAUUUGACUGGUUAGUAGUAGUAGCUUUGAUGCAUGGUUUGACUUCACCCAUCACUCAGCUACACCACCCACUGAAUUUUUCGUUAUUUAGUGUAAGCGCUUGUGCAUGCGGGAGGCUCACUGAGCUGAACGCACUGUUUCAGAUGGUAUGCAUGUAUCUUGCAUUUCAGCUUUUCUAAGGUGGGCAUCCCUUUGGUAGCUGUCUUUGUGUUGCAUGCUGCAUGUUGGACAUUUACUAGCACCUGGCUGUGUGCCUGGAUUGGGAUUUGUGCUACAGACACAGUGUCUGCUCUAGG